This is a messenger RNA of Arabidopsis lyrata subsp. lyrata, 555 nucleotides long. Its product is annotated as ribosomal biogenesis protein LAS1L. NCBI's taxonomy places the organism in Eukaryota, Viridiplantae, Streptophyta, Magnoliopsida, Brassicales, Brassicaceae. The record is from RefSeq and is a predicted model, not a curated record.
AUGAGCGAUUUAUUAAGAGAGCCUUAUCUACAUCAUGAGUAUGUUGGGAAGUUUCAGGAUGUGAUGGGUAGGAAUAUGGCUAGGCCUGGAGAACGUUGGUCUGAGACGUUGAUGAGAAGGGCAGAGGAAGCGGUUUUGGUUACUCGGAUUAGAGAGGAGCAGCAGAGGUUAGGUGUUGCAGAGAGUGAUUGGAUUGGUAAUGAGAAGAUGGAGGAAUCAGAAGAAGAAGAAGAAGAGGAAGAGGAGGAAGAAGAGGAAUCGGAAGAAGAUGAAGAAGCGAAGAAUCCUACAGAAGCUAGCUCAAGCCUUGAACAGGUUACGGAUAUCAAUGGAACAUUGCAUGAUAGAGAACAUAACAACAAGGCAACAACCGUCUUACCGCCGGAGGAGAUGCAAGAUAUGAUGGAGCAGUUCACAUCAAUCAUGCAACAGAAGUUCUUAUCGGGAGAAGAUCAUCAACAUUUGGAUUACACAAAGAUAGACAAUGACGAGACUCUUGAUGAUCAUUGGCUUCGAGAGAUUGGCCUUGACGCUGAAGAUAAGUACUUUGGGUGA